This is a messenger RNA of Emericellopsis atlantica, 959 nucleotides long. RefSeq lists its product as uncharacterized. Lineage: Eukaryota; Fungi; Ascomycota; Sordariomycetes; Hypocreales; Bionectriaceae. The coding region runs from base 96 to 779 and encodes 227 amino acids. Gene Ontology annotation, biological process: mitochondrial respiratory chain complex I assembly. The record is from RefSeq and is a predicted model, not a curated record. The transcript has 2 exons. Gene Ontology annotation, cellular component: mitochondrial inner membrane.
UUACCCAACGAUCUACGUACCGCCACUUGCGACUCUCUGCCAACCGCCCUUCCACAGCAUGCACCGUCCAUUAUAACACCUAUCUACAACACACAAUGCGCAGCCAAAUACAACGUCAGGCCGCGCGUGCACUGCGGUGCUUCAGACACAUCCCCGCUGCGCGCUUGCAAUCGUCGACAGCUCCCAUACAGCCCAGCCUACGAUGCGCCGCUCUCCGAUCAAUAUCGACAACCACGCGCCUCCGCACAGGCGAGGCGCCCCGUCCGGCGACAGACUUUGGCAGUCUUGAUGUGCUGGGGAACACACCGGCGCCGUCCACGUCUGUAGACGUUUGCAUGCACGACGGCUUCGGCCUGAACAGCAACGUCACGAUCAGGGGAGGAGAUGGUGCGCUACUGGUGUCGGGCGAGGCCUUCUCCUGGAGGCCAUGGGCGGCACGCGGGGACGGUCAGAUGACGAUCUUGAACAAGAAGGGACAGGUUGAAUUUUCGAAAGAAGCCUUUGGCGUCCUGGACCUGCUCUGGCCACGGCCUGAUCUCCUCAUCAUCGGCGUGGGUAAAGAGAUUAGGCCGUUGAGCCCCGAUACGAGCAAGAUGCUGGCUUCGCUGGGUCUCAGGGUAGAUGUGAUGGACACGAGGAACGCGGCUGCUCAGUUCAACAUGCUAGCUACGGAGAGAGGUGUUUCUGAUGUUGCUGCUGCGCUGAUUCCCAUGGGCUGGAAGGAGGGUGUGGGAGCUGCCUUGCCUGAGGGUCAUGACAAGGAGCAGGAUCAGGAGUGAUUGGGGGUGACUGUGUAUGAUUCUGUAAACUACGAUAGUGCAGUGUAUACUACUCGGAGCAAACAAGAUAUUUGGGUCGACCUUUUGACCUCGAUCAAGCCAUGUCUCCUCCAGUGGAUAUAUCUCAACUUGGGCUAAAUCUGAGGAACUUCAAUUCACAUUGUACUUGGACCACGAUCC